CAUCAUCUGAAUGCAUGAGGGCAACCUGUGGUGAAACUCAACUAACUCGUGUUGUUCGGUGCAUUUGGGGACACGCUGUACCCAAUGAAUGAGCGGAGCCUUCGCUGACGAUGCUUGCCGAGCGCUGCCGGUCGACACGCCCCCAGCAUGGAUACAACCAGCAGGAACAGGCGCUCAGGAGACACACUCACUAUGCUGGAGAGUGUUUGUAGCCGCGAUGGGAGUUAACACAUCCAAGUUUGUGGAGGUCCUCUUUCCAGCGUCGUUGCACUAAACAAAGACAUUGGGUUUCUUUUUCUUUUUUUUUUUUCUUCCUCUGAGGGGGCUUGUCUGCAUUUUUGUCCGAGGCGUUUCUCUCACAGGAUGUUGAUGAUAUUGGAAAGCCGGGUAAGAUCAUAAAGUCAGUUUUCUCUGAUGAGAACGACCUCCUCCUCCUCAACACCACCACCACCACACAAAGGGAACCACGGAACAAGUACUUUUUGUUUUCACACGCCAUCAUCUAAUUUAAUUUAAUUUUUUUUUGAAUGUCAUUAAGAAGCAGAGGGGGCUGUUUCAAAGACAAAAUGGAUCACUUUGCAGCAGAGUGCCUUGUUUCAAUGUCCAGUCGUGCAAUUGUUCACGCACCUAAAGGGAAUAGGGAGAUUAAACCAGAAAUCCCGUCCUCCUCCAAGAACGGAGAGGAAAUAAAGGAGCCUUUGGUGAAAGAUAACUCCUCUCUUUUUGUGGUGGCGCGGAUUCUGGCGGAUUUUAACCAGCAGACUCCCAACAAUGUUGCCGAGCAGGCAAAAAUAAAGGAUGAGAGCAUGCCGAACCUCAUAGAUGAUGAUGAUGAUGGAAACUCUGCCACACCUACCACCAUCUCCGAGCCUUCGCUCAAACAAAGAGGCAAAAGAUCGCGGGGUCGAACUGAGCAAGAAUCGCCUCAGAAAAAGCACAAAUGCCACUAUUCAGGUUGUGAAAAAGUUUAUGGCAAAUCAUCCCACCUCAAAGCCCACCUAAGGACACAUACAGGAGAACGGCCUUUCCCAUGUACCUGGCCCGACUGCAGCAAGAAGUUCGCCCGCUCCGACGAGCUGGCUCGCCACUACCGCACCCACACGGGUGAGAAGAAAUUCGGGUGCCCACUUUGUGACAAGCGCUUCAUGCGUAGCGACCACCUGAUGAAACACGCCCGGCGCCACUCAGAUUUCCAACCCGGCAUGCUGAAGAGGCCCCACGGCGGCAGCAGCGGUGGUACCACACGUCCCAGCUCCCUCAGCGACUACAGCCGCUCGGACGCCUCCAGCCCUACCCUCAGCCCUGCCCUUAGCCCUGCCCUCAGCCCAGCCAACUCGCCUUAAACUGAAACCCUGUCGCACUUUCUGCCUCUGACCUGGGAGGCCUGUUUUUUUGUUUUGUUUUGUCAUAACACUUGUGUUGCACAGUUGUCAGCAACCCCCCCAACCCUUUGCUAUUCCUGCGCUUGCUGUGGUGUACCAUACUGUACAUAAGUGCUUAUUGUAGUGCAAUUACUUGUGUGAUCCUAAAAGAAGGUAAUGCCUUUCCCAGAUGGAAAUAUUUACAUUCUGUACCAUAUGUCUGUAAUUUUUAGCUUCUGAUCAUGGCUAGUUGCCCAAUGUGUGUUUGCAGUCAGCUAAACAAGGUUUAGAAGAAGAAAAAAACAGACACCCUGACAAGUCUUAUCUAAAAAAAUGUUUUUCUUUGUUUCUUUUGAAUGAGUGAGGAGAGGGGGUACACACAUGCACACCUCAGGACAGUUGCUAUUUCUGUAAUACCACAGUACGUAACAGUACUCACAUUGACUGCACAAUAUACUCAUCACUUUACUCUGAAAUUCAACGGGGGUUGAAUUUUACGCCCUGCUCAGGGAUGGCCUUGUUAGCUUGAAAGAAUGAACAUGGUGAAGAAAAAACAUACAGUACACAUAUAGCAGCCUUACACUCAACACAAUUUGCACUCUUUGUUCUUUUGUUGGUUUUCACGUUUGAGGAAACUAGCCCUAUGGUCAUACGCUCAAUCAUACACAGAAAUCAUGUCCUGAUCUCCCUUGUGCUCUGAGGCGGGGGGGUCGUCUGUAAUGUAAGUGCUGUUUGUUAAGAGAAUCCCCCACCUCAGUAAUCAAAAUACAUCUGUUCCUCCGCUGCAACGUUAAUACCGUUACACUGGGUUUUAAAAAAAAUGUACUGUGUAAAUCUGUGGGAGGAUCGGGAUUAUAUUGGGUUGACAGUUUUUAUAAAAAUACUCAGUUGGAGAAACUUUAGACCCUUUAAAUAGAGACAGUUUCAAAGCAGCUGUUCAUGCUUUUUUCUUAAAAAAGAAAGUGCUGUGUCAUCAGCUGACAUUUCACACAAAAUGGACACAAAGGGACUUUAGUUGAGACAAUGUUUAUCCCUCUCUGAAGCACAUAGGAAAAAGUACCAAAGACAAGAGUGAAUGAAAGCUUUCUAUUCAGUCUUGUAAGCCACCCUUCAUUGAGGCCUGGGGCUGCUGUUUGGCAGUAUCACAGGUAGAGCCAGACAGCCUGCUCACUUUCCUCCACCCGGCUUUGCCUUUUGUGGCCUCCCCUGGAGGAAACGGCUGCAUCCCACAAGAAGCUAUUCACAGACCGCAGGAGGAGUGCUAACAUGCCAUUUCCAGGGAGUCCUCCCUCACCCAUCUUGGCUCUACCUGUCCUAGAGAGUAGUAACACUCCAAGCCACCCAAAUUGCAUAAGGUUGGUUGACUCGGUGGAGGAGAAAUGUAGGCGUGAGAGUGUCGGGCAGAGCUGCGACAUGGUGGAACACGGAGUGAACAAAGCGGCUAUCUGCUAUAGACAGACAAGAGAGGGCAGGUCCUGAUAAAAGAGGAGAGGUUUAUCACGAGCUGAGCAGCACAGAGGAGGAGACACCCAGUCGCAGACACCGCCAUCUCCUCCUUCCCAACUCCCUUCCUCCCUCUAACUGUAGAAAACUGUGUAGGAGGGGGGGGAUGGCUGUAAUUAGUGGGUUGAUCCAACCUGUAUGAUAAGAGUAGAGAGAGAAAUGUAUGAACAACAGUACUACCUAGACGACACUAGCAGUGUGGGUGGUAUGUACCCAACUCCAUCCUAAGCACAGGGAGAAAUCCUCUACUACUGCUGGAGAGUCAAAUUUCACAACGCCAAGGAAAACCGUCGCUCCAAAUUCACACCGAUAAAUCCAAGAGCUCUCAAACAGCUGCUUUCAAACUUCUCUCUAGCAAACAAGGAGUGUGGGGGGAGGGGUGGGGGGCUUUUAAACUGUUGUAAAAACAUUUGAACCAAAACGAACAUAUCAGCAAAGUGCAGUUCUCACCAGCCUCAUGACGUCCUGCCUGUGAAGCUCAGAUGUCCCGUGAGAAAGCUGACUUGUGUUUCUAGACAGACAUGCCUCAAUAAGUCAGGCAAAAGGCACAGUAAACCUUCCAUGGAAACGGGCACCACUAUCAAAACUGCUACAGCCCAGCCAGUCUGUGUUAUGCCUACAUUUUCUUUUAAUGCUUCGGCCCCGGAAAUAGUUUCAUCCAUGUAUUUGGUCCUGUCAGACUCCUCCAGACUGUUGUCAUCAUAAUUUGCAUGUGCUCUCGCCCCUGCAGUCCCGUGCUUCACACUAUAUGCAUGUUAACAACUUUGCCUUGGAAGCAUUGAGGGUUUUUUUUUUUUUUUUUUUUUUGAGGCGGUCUGGCAGGUGUACGUUCAUGAAUGGCAGGCCUUGUGCCUCGUUCUCCGCAGCACCCAUCUCCCUUUAAAGUUGUGAAGAAUCAGCUCUGUCACAUCCUCCAGAAAGAAAACAUCCCUUAUUUAGAUUGAAUGCAGUAGUUUUUCUUCUCAAAACACCACACGUGAAAUAAGAAAACAAUCCUCUGUAAGAUGUUGAAAAUAGUUUUCCAGGCUGCAAGAUGACACUUUGAAUGCCACUGAUCAGCAACUCUAAGUGAAAGAAGCACUGAGAGGGGUUUUUGCAUUUACCAUUUCUGAAAAAAGAAACUUUGAUUUUUUCGCAAACAAAUCCUUCAAAUUGCUGUUGAGCAGCUUGUGGUUUCUAACCAUGACUUUUUUCUUCAUAGGCAAUUUUUUUGACUUUUGGUUUAUAGUAUAGCUUGCAAAAAAAAGAAAAAAAAGAAAUAAAAAAUCUAAAAAAUCUGAGUAGCUCACCCUCAAACAGGUUCCAUUAAUCACUUCUUAAUCCGUAAUCUGCACACAUUUACCUCAGGGUCGACAUCCGCAAAGCAGAUACGGGACAGUCUGUGGAUUUUGUUGUAACAUCAGUUGCUGCACAGAAAUGUCUGCCAGCCCCUUCCCCUCCACUUGUGUUCCUGGGUGCUUUGUGCUCACUGCCGGUCAGUGUCCGACCACACUGGAAACAGGAACGUCUCCGUGCGGGCCCAGCUCCUGCCUAUAAUGUCUUCAUAACAUUGUGCAGUCCUGCUAUACGUCUUAGUAAGCACCGGAGCUGUUUUUCAGUGAAACGCCCUUUUAAACAUCUUUGACCCUUUAGCGUCAGAGGACUAUACAGUAGGCGACAGGAAGCUCCUACCAUCUGAAAAAUAAACUAACUGUGACAGUGUAAACAAAUCAGUAUAUCCAUCCAGCCAGACUGCAGCGGUGACACACACAGUAGGCCUCCACAGGCAGUGUAUCAUAACUUUUAUCUCACUGUACCAAAAUCUACUUGAAUAAUUCAACACAAAAGGCCAUUGAACACAGUUUUGUACAUGUCCAUUUUUACUGUACUUUUACUUUUGUUGUCAAAUAAUUAUUAACCUCUCUGGAGAAAGGUGUACAGUGUGUUUGAUUUAUUUUGUUGUUGUUGUUGUUUUUUCUAGAUUUUCCAUUGUCUUCAGGUCAUUUCUGCAACUCCUUUGAAUUUAUCACAGCAUUAAGGUUGGGCUGUUUAAAGGCACCAUACUUUUUUUUUUUUUUUUUAAAGAUAACUUUAGCCCCAUUGAUGGGGUUCACCCCUUUAAUCAGAAACAGCUACUAGUCUGUUGAUGUCAGGAUGCAGGUUAUACCUGCUAUCCAAAAGAUUCCUCCAAGUCAGAAACUGAAAGGACUGUUGGUGACGAUAAAAAAUUAAAACUUCCUGACCUCUAUGUACGACAAUUUCAGAACGAGUGAGUCAUUUUCUUUAUUAUUUAGAUUAUUUUGAAAGUUUUCCAUAAGAAUAGAGACCACAGCAUUGUGAGUUAGCAAUGUAGUCAUAAUUUUUUAUUAUUGCUUUUUUUCUGUCUCAUAUUAAAUGUUUAAGCUUGUAUAUUUUUUUUCUCUCGAAAAAUCAUACCUCUUGAAAUAUUUGACUUUUGUUGUACGUUCAUAUCUUUUUUAAAACAUCCAUCAUGUAGCUUACGUUUGCUUGAUGAGUAGCACAAAUAAUUGGUGGUUUUAUUUGCCCCUACUUGAAUGAAGAAGGAAGUAAGGAAGGAAGGAAAGAAAGAAAGAGACUUUUUUUCUGUAAAAAAACAAAACAAAACAAAAACAAAACACUGGGCUACAUUUUAUAUAAUCAUCCCAUUUUGUCAGGGUCCUGCACAUCCUUGUAGAUUCAACAAAAGGAUCUUUCCAGGAAAUAAUAAAACCUUAUUGUUAUUCUUUUAUGUUUGAAAAAUAUUCUAUUGAAAAACAUCCCUUCCCCUACUGAGCUCUAUGUAUUUGUCUUAGUUUAAACCUUUUCUAUGUGGGGGGAUGAUGUCAGCUGUAAAUUACUAUGAAAUUCCAUGUCAGCAUUUUUUAAUCCAACUUUACGAUUGUAAUCCCACUAAGAUUACAGAUUCAAACAUCCGCAAGAGGAAGAAAAAAAGGACUUUAAACAAUGACAAUAUGGAAAGGUUUCUACAAGAUACUAACAGUGUACCAGUUAAUAUCUUUUCUUGCUAUCUGUAAAACAAAAUACAUUAAAACGACUUGAUUGUUGCCUAGUAUGUAAAGAACUAACAGUCUUAUUUAAAAAAAAAAGUUUAUAUUAAUUACAUGAAUAUAUCACUGAUCAGACCGUCUCAACAAGCUUCAUGACUGAUCUCAGUGUUCAAGCAUGAUCGAUGCAAUUGCAGUGUGCCAAAACUAUAAUGGUAACUUCAUAAAGAUGAUACAAAUGUAGGUUAAAAAAAACAAACAAAACAAACAAAAACAACCUAGCUACUAUCAGACAUUUAACAAACUUGUACAGUUUUUUAAAGUGUGACAUGUUUUUAUGUAAUGUACAGAAAUAUUUCAUUUCUGCUUUAUGUAAACAUUUUGAUUGUGUAGCUUUGUUUUCAUUUGGUUCUUGUUAUUUAAUUUUUUCUUCUUUUUUUUUUUUGCUGUACAAUACUCAAGCAAUGUAUAAUGGCUUAUUACAGGUAUUUUUGACAUAAACAAUCUUAAAGAUAAUGAACGCCCAACCAUUCCAAAGGAUUGAAAAUUGCAUUUGCUAUAAAUGUGCUGCUUACAUCGACCCGAUGCAUUUUUGUAGGUUAUGAAUAGAAGUCUGUCUCGACUGUGAGGUUUUUACACGUUGUGAAGUUAUGCGCAAGGUACGUUUCUCAUUGUCAACAUUUCCCAGGUUCAAACUCUCCUUUCUUCUCUUCAGGCUCUUUGUGUAAACUAAGCCAAUUCGAAUGAACAUCAUACAUGCAAUAUUUAAAAAGCGUUAUGAUAUAUAAUAUUUAGGACACACAGAGCAUGUCUUCCCUCAUGACAAAGGCCUGAGGCUUUUUUAAGGUGCGGAUAAUUACAGGAGAGAGCGGUUCUUGUGCAGUGAGAAGAAGGAGCUUUGAGUUCUCGCAGCUCAUCGGAGGCUCAACACAUGUUGUUACCAAAGGCUUUCGAAGGGAAAGGUGAAUGUUGCAGUAAUUUUGAACCCAGCACACCUUGGGUUCAACAUUAUAUGCUUUAAGUGUUGAUCAGUGGAUGUUUGUGCUUAAUAUGGACCUUUUCUACAUCUCAAAUGAGCGACUUUGUCAUUUGUUUUCUUUUUUAAAAAAAUCACUUGAAUGAACAAAGCUCAUUUAGUCACACAAGCGUUCUGAAUGAGUAAAAAGACGAGAAACAAAAGAGACUGAGUGAGUAGAAGCAUGCAGCACAGCAGACCAUAUCUGUCUGUAACCCUUCGCUGACCAUGUGGUCUUGCUUGACUGCUUGAACUGACACUGUGCGGCUCUUUUAUUUUAAAAAUGCACGCUGACAAAAAGUUUUGCUCAAGCGUUGGAUUUUUUUUUUUGCCCUUAAAGGAGUUAUUAGUUUCAGGUUAUGCAGCACAAGGUGCUGUGAAUGACCCUCCCUUUGAUUACAAAGAGAGCCUCUCACCAGCCUUUUGGUUCUGUUUCCUGUACCUGUCUGUCCUCAAUGUACCUCCUCAGUGUAAUGUUGCUCUCUUGAUACCUCUGUGCGUUUCUCCUCUGCCCAUCACCAUCAGUUGCCUGUUGUAGUGACUCCAUGGUGCUGUUUCCCCUCUCAGCACCAAUAUAAUCUAAUCUGUAAAUAACUCUUGACUCAGCUAUGGCCAGUACAUUCUUCAAUGACCUCAAUCUAACCUUCAGGUGCAGUUUUGUUUUUUUGUUUCAGUAAACCAAAAUCACUACAUUAGUAGUAUUACAGUUGUACAGUUCCUCGGAUUCUACACAAAUUUAAUGUGCUGGUCUUAGCUGCUCUGCUGUACCUUUUUAUGGCAUUAUUUUUUACAUGUUAGACAAUAUAUUGUGACCAUGUCCUAUGCAAAUAUGAAAAAUAACAGAUUGUUGAAUAAUGUAUGUUGUCAUAACUUGUAUGCAUGAAAUAGUGAAGUUUACAUUUGGAAAUAAAUUCAUAAAAUAAGCAGCUA
Molecule: messenger RNA, 7793 nt
Organism: Larimichthys crocea (large yellow croaker)
Lineage: Eukaryota; Metazoa; Chordata; Actinopteri; Sciaenidae
Gene: klf13
Product: Kruppel like factor 13
Exons: 2
Coding region: 528-1343 (271 amino acids)
Biological process (GO): regulation of transcription by RNA polymerase II
Molecular function (GO): DNA-binding transcription factor activity, RNA polymerase II-specific; RNA polymerase II cis-regulatory region sequence-specific DNA binding
Source: RefSeq, a predicted model, not a curated record